Molecule: messenger RNA, 1221 nt
Organism: Diachasma alloeum
Lineage: Eukaryota; Metazoa; Arthropoda; Insecta; Hymenoptera; Braconidae
Gene: Or191
Product: odorant receptor 13a
Exons: 7
Coding region: 1-1170 (389 amino acids)
Biological process (GO): sensory perception of smell; detection of chemical stimulus involved in sensory perception of smell
Cellular component (GO): plasma membrane
Molecular function (GO): odorant binding; olfactory receptor activity
Source: RefSeq, a predicted model, not a curated record
AUGGACAUGAGCUCAAAGGUUGAAUUUGAAAAGGUGAAGUACCUGUUCGAUCGAAUUAGUUGGCCCCUAGGUGUCCUAGGUAUUUGGCCGAAGAACAUAACGUCAUUUGGACAACUGAAGCUCACAAUUUUUCUGACGUAUUUCGCCAUUCAUCUCUCAAUGCAGCUGCUAGAUCUCGCGAGCAUCAUGGGGAGUCUAGAAUUGGUGAUACUGAAUCUAACGGAAACCGCAUUUCAAACAAUGGCGAUAUACAGAAUUAUCAUAAUUCGUUUUGGCCAAACAACACGUAGAAUUAUAGAUUCAAUCGAGGAAGAUGUAGCAAUCGAGAAUUUUCAGGAUCCCGAAGAGUUGAGGAUUCUUCAUCAGUAUUCAUCAGUUGCAGAGAAAUUCUAUCGGAUGGGAACCAGAUUGGCAGCUAUCACUGCUGUCAUGUAUUAUGUGACACCGUUCCAGACGUAUCUCGUAACACGAAUGAUGAAUGGUACAGCAGUCCUGGUGAAUCCCUAUCGAAUUUAUCAUUUCAUCGAUCUAUCACCAACCGAGAGAACCGCAAUAGUUUACGCAUGUCAAUUCCCAAUGAUGUAUACGGGUGUAUCUUUCGUGACAUCUUACGGUAUUUUAUUGGGAUUCGUCAUGAAUGUUUGUGGUCAGCUUGCCAUUCUCACUCAUAGAGUUUCAAUUAUGAAGGAUGACAAUUCUGAUCCACGCGCUUUUUUUCGUCGACACACUCAGCGGCAUAUAAAAAUAUUUGUGGUCGCGCAGUGGCUCAAUGAUGCUUUUCAUCUAGCCCUUCUGUACGAUCUUCUUGCUACGACGGUUUUGAUAGGCCUCAUUGUCUACCAAUUUUUAUUGAAUAUAGAUGAUGCUGAUGCAUUCGGUGUAUUUGGAUUGGCAACUUAUAUUCUCUCCAUGACAAUAUUAGUAUACGCUAAUUGUUUCAUGGGGGAGUGCUUGAAUACUGAGUGUACCGCACUUCUGAACGCCUACUACGAAUGCAAUUGGUAUGAGAUGUCACCUUUCUUCAAGAAAGCAUUGAUUAUAUGCAUGGAAACGACUCAAGAGCCCAUUCGACUGACGGCAGGAAAGUUUUAUGUGUUUUCAUUGGAGAGUUUUGCACAGAUAAUGAAAUCAUCGAUGGUGUACGUAUCAAUGCUACGGACAAUGAUUUAAUGUCACGUUAAUCCAAUUCAUUGCUCAAAAAAAUAUUGAUAUUCAUGAAUU